Molecule: messenger RNA, 715 nt
Organism: Triticum urartu
Lineage: Eukaryota; Viridiplantae; Streptophyta; Magnoliopsida; Poales; Poaceae
Source: RefSeq, a predicted model, not a curated record
UUUUGUCCCUCGUGAGGGCCAACGGCUGGAGAUGCCCUCAUUUUGUCUGGAUUUGGAGGCCCGACGCAGCUCUCUGUCUCUCUCGAUCCCUCUCCUCCACCCCGCCGCCACCCACCCUCUCCUCCACCCCGCCGCCACCCUCUCCUCCGGCAAGGUCGCUCCGUCUCGACCCCUCUCCUCCCGCCAGAUCGCCCCGUCCAGGUCCCUCUCCUCCCGCAUAUCGCCCCGUCCCGGUCCAUCUCCGCCCCGUACUGUCCCUCUCCGGCAAGGUCGCAAGGACACUCGGACGUCUUGGUUACCUGUCCCUCUCGCCACCGGACGCCUCACUCCAGCCACCCGAUCUGGGCAGCCCACGGUAGGUCAACUCCACCCCCGGAGGACUAAGGAGCAAGAGGCACCGGGGCUCUUGGUCUGGGAGCAAGCAGGGAAAUAUUGGGUGAAGUGUGAUGCUGAACGGACAGAGGAAGAUCCUUGAGCAAUGAAAAUCUUUGUUGGGUGGUGCUAAUAAUGCAAAGAUUCAGUUUUUAUGUAACCUUGGCUAGACUGUGAUCAUUUGAUGUUGUGAACCUUUGUCGUAUUGCAAAGAUUAACUUUUUACAAGUCUCAUGUUGAAGUUUUAUGUAUUGGCAUGGUUCAGUUUAAUGCAAAACAUUGCUACGUGUGAACAAACAAGCUGUCAAUGUUGGUGCUGGUAGAGAUUUAUUCAUCCUAUUUA